Messenger RNA from Musa acuminata AAA Group (dessert banana), 994 nucleotides. RefSeq names its product mini zinc finger protein 1. The transcript is spliced from 2 exons. Bases 260 to 541 code for a protein of 93 amino acids. The record is from RefSeq and is a predicted model, not a curated record. Gene Ontology annotation, biological process: regulation of developmental process; regulation of DNA-templated transcription. Gene Ontology annotation, molecular function: transcription cis-regulatory region binding; DNA-binding transcription factor activity. Lineage: Eukaryota; Viridiplantae; Streptophyta; Magnoliopsida; Zingiberales; Musaceae. Gene Ontology annotation, cellular component: nucleus.
UCGCAAGUCGUCUAUCAACGUGUGCAGAGAGAGAGAGAGAGAGAGAGAGAGAGAGAGAGAGAGAGUAGCAUAAUUUGACAAAGCAACCACCGAGCCGACCUACUUCAGUGCCUCGCCACUUCCAUGUAAGUCCACUAUAACGUGAAGCGACAGCACUCCUUUCGAUCCCUCCUUCACUCUUGCCUGCCAAAUCCCUUCUCUUCUUGUUAACCCAAGAGCGACGACUGCAGCCGACCAGCUUAAAGAGCCAACCAGCAGCAUGGGCCUUCAACACGAGCCUCAGAAGACCUCCUCUAGUGGCCCGGUGGUGAAGAAGGAGAGAUCGGUGGUGAGAUACAAGGAGUGCAGGAAGAACCAUGCCGCUAACGUCGGUGGAUAUGCCGUCGACGGCUGCCUGGAGUUCAUGGCGGCGGGAGAGGAGGGGACGAGUGACGCCCUCAGGUGCGCCGCCUGCAACUGCCACCGGAGCUUCCACCGAAGAGAGGUCGAAACCGUGACUGCGGUUUGUGGAUGCUCCCCCGGCUCCAGUUCCAGGAGAUGAUGGGACUCCGAUCCAUGCCGCGUACAGAACGUGUGCUGUACUUGUUUGUAUGCUGAAGAUGAUGACGAUGAUGAUGAUGAUACAGUUCAAGUGGAUAGAACUUCUACCUCCUUCCAUCAAGAAGCCAUGGCCUCCAAAAAGGGUUGCUCUAUGUGACCUUUGAUGCCUAAAAAUUCAGAUUGUGUCGUGUGCGUGUGUUGAGUAUACACACACUUAACAGUGCAACUGACUCAGAAAUGUAAAAUGGAUGAAGUAAAUUAUGUUAUCAUGCUGCUUCCUGGUCAAAGUGUUUGUUUUAUUUACUGGCUCAUUUCUUGUGUAACAGCGAAUAUUAAUUUGUAGGUGAAGUGUGAUGAAGGAACAUUAGGCAUGCAAGACCAGUAGAGGAGUGAUAGAAAGUAGUCAAGUAUGCCAUUUAUUUUCAGCAUGCUAUUUUUAUUUUUUUGGUUCCAU